AUAAUACAUUAAUGUUUGAUCGUGACUUGCACGGUUAGGAUUCCCAUUAAAACACUUGGCUUUUGUACCAGGAACGGAUCCCGUUCGGAGACACCGUCCGUUGCAAACAUAGGGGCUUUAGCCAGCACAAGAGAAGCAGCGGCCUCCGAAUUCGGGUUCCCGCCCGCGUCCACAUCAGUUGGGUCUCUUUACAUCGGCGGAGCGCAUGUUAAGAAUGUACACAAGGCCUCCCUCCCAACAUCUCCGAAGCAGGUGCCCCGGGAUUUCGAUUUUUCCCUCAAUUUUUUAAAAUGGAUCCGAAAUCCUUAGCAAAAUCAAAGAGAUCUCACUCCCAACACCAUAGUAAGAAGCCCCAUCAUCCGAAUCAGAAGCCGAAGGCUCCAUCAUCUGGCACCGUUGAAGCUGGGAGCGCAAAGAAGCCUUCUGGGAAGCAAGUCAGAGAGAAACCAAUCCUAUCUAAGGGUUCUUCUUCGCUUCCCUCGAAUUGGGAUCGCUAUGACGAGGAGCUCGAUUCGGGUUUUGAAGACCCAUCAUGCGGCGGGAACAGUUCGGCCGCAGCUGAUGUUGUUUUUCCAAAAAGUAAAGGGGCAGACUAUCGCCACUUGAUUUCUGAAGCCCAGUCUCAGUUUCAAUCGAACGCUUACUCAAAUCCCUUUGCCUCUUUGGAAGAUGUUCUACCUGACUUUAAUCAGGGAGUACACUCAAUGCUUUCUAUCAGGGGACAAAGUAUUUUGUCAUGGAUUGAAGAUGAUAAUUUCAUUGUGGAUGAUAGAGCAACAAGUAGUCAUGAGGCACCAUUCCUCUCCUUGAAUCUGCAUACUCUUGCAGACCAACUUGCCAAAGUGGAUUUAUCACAGAGGCUGUUUAUUGAAGCUGAUCUGUUGCCAUCAGAGCUGCAAACGGAGGCAUUUGAAGCAAGCAGCAGUCGGGCAUCUGAACCGAUGCCAUCGACACAUGCAAGUGAAGCAGCUGCAAGAAUUUCUGAUGAUUCAGCUAUCAAUGAUUCUUCUAAGAAAGACCAGAUUGCUGAUCAAAAUAGUGAAAUAAUGCCAUUUGGCAACCUCAGCAGCAGUAGUCCAGUUCCUACUUUGUCUACUCAAUGGUCAAAGUCAGUUAAUCAGACGAAGGAUGAUUCGAGGCAAUUCAGUGAUUCUGAUCAAAGCAGAGGUUUGGAGUCCACAGAACAACCUAAGAACAGCUAUCUAGCAGAUCCCAAGAAGAAUCCACCUGUAUUUGAGCCAUCAGCUGCAGAAGCGGAGCUUGAUUUGCUGUUGAACUCAUUUGGGGAAACUAGUUUCCUGGAUUCCUCUAGCUCAAAGGAGAAGCCUAGCAACACACUUCCAGUUUCACAAGAAACUCCUGCCCCUCCACCACAAAUUGCAAGGGAAGGUCCCAACUUGUAUGGUACUGCAUCUGCUACUGCCAAUCUUGAUAAUGCCAUUGAUGACCUGCUUGAGGAAACUUGCAAUCUGAUGAAUCAGAAAGACGCAUUAUUGUCCCUGGACGCUUCUGCCCCUCUUGAUGGUGGUGCUCUUUCUCAUUCUAACCCCAAGUCUAAAGUAUUGGAUGAUUUUGACUCUUGGUUAGAUACAAUAGGAUGAUUGUAGACAUCAAACUGACCUUGAUUUGUCCUUUCCAUGUUCAUUAAUCAAAUUAUAGAAUAAAAUUCCUCUCAAUUUUGCCUCGUUUCA
Messenger RNA from Malania oleifera, 1691 nucleotides. RefSeq names its product protein ECERIFERUM 16. Lineage: Eukaryota; Viridiplantae; Streptophyta; Magnoliopsida; Santalales; Ximeniaceae. The coding region runs from base 291 to 1601 and encodes 436 amino acids. The transcript is spliced from 4 exons. The record is from RefSeq and is a predicted model, not a curated record.